AGACUUCUGUAUUUUCUAUUGCCGGAUUUAUAGCACAGAAAGUAAUUGACAGUUAAAGGUGUGCUUUAAAAUUUUUUAUAGAAAUCUAUACGAUAAGUUAAUACUUUUGUGUUUUUUACUACUAGUGGUUAGCGUUUUAUCACCUGUAAGAAAUAGGAAGAAUUUCUUGCUGUAUUUUUCAAUAAUGUUGUGGGAUUAUGAAAAAAAAGAAGAAAAAAAAGGGACUUUCCAACAAGGGAUGUUGAAAAUGUUGUCUAGGAAACGAACAGUUAAGCAUAUACAAUUUGUUAUACAAUGAGUGAAACUAAAGAUAAACCAGAUGAGCAGCAGGCCAAAACAUUUGAUGAAAAGGAAGCAGAGGAAGAUGAAGAAGAUGAAGAAGAAGAUCCUUACUACAAAAUCAUUGAAAAGUCAGGAUGUGGGAAAGAGCACUUCACUUUACAGGAUUGUUUUUACGAGAAGCAUGAUUGGAGGAAGUGUGCCAAAGAAAUGAAGCAAUUUAAACAGUGUAUGGACGAACAGAGAAAGAAGAAAUGAAGCAAUUUAAACAGUGUACGGACGAACAGAGAAAAAAGAAACUCUUGUGUGACCUCUGACUGUUGAAAGAAACAGUUUAGAAGGGUGUGUCUUGGCGCCGUUGGCCAUGGAAGAGAGCAGAAUUAAGCCUCAAUUUUUUUAGCAACAGUUCAUGGUCAAACUGACCAACUUAAACUUUAUUACACUGAAGUUUUGGACAAGAAUUAACAGAAAUCCGAUGUGGCGGAAGUAUCCUGCAUAGAAUUUUUUUUUUUCAUUUUGCGUUUUAUAAUAUUGUAUUUAGCAACACCGAUGCCAAAAAGUCGUAAUUCUUUCACUUUAAUUUUAUGUUAAUUUUUUAUUUAAAAAAAAAUGCUCAAAACCUUUCCCAAGAAGUUUAUCAUUUUGAGAAUAAUUUAUUUGAGCUAUUUAGUUGAUGGUGCAGUACGUGAGUUAAUUAUUCGGCAGAUGCUGUGAAUGUUCAUUGAUAUUUAGGCAUAAGUUUUGCGCAUAAAUUAUCGUAAUUUAUGUUUUGUAAAUAAUUUACGUGAAAGAUCAUAGGGAAAUGUAAA
Molecule: messenger RNA, 1088 nt
Organism: Hydractinia symbiolongicarpus
Lineage: Eukaryota; Metazoa; Cnidaria; Hydrozoa; Anthoathecata; Hydractiniidae
Exons: 3
Coding region: 295-537 (80 amino acids)
Biological process (GO): mitochondrial respiratory chain complex IV assembly
Cellular component (GO): mitochondrial intermembrane space
Source: RefSeq, a predicted model, not a curated record